Cyanidioschyzon merolae strain 10D is the source of this 1593-nucleotide messenger RNA. RefSeq lists its product as hypothetical. NCBI's taxonomy places the organism in Eukaryota, Rhodophyta, Bangiophyceae, Cyanidiales, Cyanidiaceae. The coding region runs from base 1 to 1593 and encodes 530 amino acids. Gene Ontology annotation, molecular function: protein binding. The transcript has a single exon. The record is from RefSeq and is a predicted model, not a curated record.
AUGACGAAGCAGGUCUCCGCUUCGAAUGCAUUCGAUACUGUAUUGACGGCAGCACGUUCUGCAAAGAAGGAAUCACCGCAAACUGACUCGUCAGCUUUGCAAGAGAAACACCGUAGAAAGCCUCGUGCUGACAAACGCUCUAUCAAGCAGGAGCACACCCCUCUGGAUACGGUUUCGUCAUCUGAUUCCGCGGCUCCCUACUGUUUGGAAAGUGUACCGCGGAAUUCGAGCGAUGGCGCACCGGGUUUGCAGCCAAACGGUUUAUGUAAUGUUGCGUCCUGGAAGAACAUACAACCGCUUCGAACGUACGUGCACCAGGGCGCAGUCCACUGCCUUGUCAUGAGCCCGUCGGGGAGCGUGCUGCUCUCGGCGUCGACUCGUGGCUCACUCUGCCUCUGGGAUGCGCAAGUUGGCGACCACAUUCAGCUUCGGGAACUGCGCGAUACCCGAGAACAUGUCUUUAAUCGAUAUAUCGAAGAAUAUCUGACAGCUCGCUUUACCCCCGAUGAACGGUAUGUGGUCGCCGCCGGAACCCGACGAGAUCGCCACCUUUGGGACUUUGACGAGUCUGAUUGCAAGGUGGUGCCGCCUGCAAUCAAAAUAUUCGAUGUUGUGAGUGGCGAGGUCCUAGCCGACCUAGAGGGUCACCUAGAAGAAGUCUUCUGUGUCCAAAUAUAUCGCGAGUUGGGCGAUCAUGGACCCUGGAUGAUGAUGAGUUGCUCCCAGGACGGCACAGUCAUACUCUGGCGGUUUGCCGCCAACGGUACCGCUUUCAACACUGCCACCAAAGAGCGUGUCAUUUCGCUGGAAGCACUGGACGUCGAGCAGCUUGAUCCAAACUAUGUCUCUGGUAUCUCUUUGAGCGAGCCGACUGCACGAGAUGCGAUUCAAGCGCUGGCACGCCAAGUAGGUGUCGCGCCCAACGAGUUGAAUGGCGAGUCCUACAUCGCCACCUGGUGUGCGUUGCUGCCGGCUACCGCUGCGCGCUAUGCGUUGGUAUCCGUCGACACUGGACUGUGUGUACUCGACCUGAAAGCCGGUCGGGUGAUUGCCAAGUUCCCAGCCCUAUUCACGGCGAUUUGCGAUUCCUUUCUCGUGCUGGAUGACGUCGACGAGGCUGGUACGCGUUACUUUUCGCUAGCGGUCCAUGGCGUAGAAGCGCUCUCCGGCGACGGGCGCAAUGCCGAACAGAUUCGCCCCGAUCGAUGUUUGCUCUGUCGUCUGUACGUUCCAAUGAAAGACGGUGAUCAGUGGCGUCUGAUCACGGAGCAAGAGCUCAGUCAUUCAACGAAAUACGUUUCCAAUGUCUGGCCCUCUCGAAUCAGUGCAGCUGCGGGGCAAUGGGUUGCAGCGGGAACAGAGCACGGCACGGUUUGUGUUUGGGAUCUCACAAACCGUGGCCAACAUCUGCUGACCCUCGUGGGCUCGCACGACAAUCAAAGCUGUGUGCGGGACCUUAUCGUUCAUCCAACACGGCCAUGGCUCUAUAGCGCUGCUGAUGACGGUACCAUUCAGGUUUGGGCGGUGCCUUCUCCGGCGGACGCCGGGGACCCGCAUGCGCCUACCUCGAAUGGCAUGUGUGGAAGCAUAUAG